AUGAAUUUGUUUGAAACUAGUUUGUACUCGAACGGAGAAAUCUUUCUACUUUAUGAGCAUCUUAAUCGCAUGAAACAUUCUGCUUCUAUUUUGAGGUACCAUUGGCCGGGCGAAGAAGUAGUGAAACAAAAACUCUUGCAUGCUACUGAACCCCUUGACCAAGCAAGGCUACGAUGGGAACUCUCAAAAGAUGGUGAGAUUCAAGUCAAGGCCGUUCCCGUUCAUGUAACCAACGAGCAACAUUUGUAUACUGUGUUUUUGGACACCCAGCCAUCUGAUACUCAGGACAAUGUUACAUGUGUCAAUAAAACCACGUCAAGAGAUAUCUACUCGCAUGCAGUACAACGAACAGGUAUCGAAUACGCCAAACACCAAGAUGCUUUGCUUUACAACACAGGGGGAUUUGUGACAGAAGGCACCAUCUUCAACAUUGCAUUUCACCGAGACAACCAGUGGAUUACACCGAAUCUCCAACAUGGUUUACUACCCGGCACAAUGAGGCAACAUCUUUUAUCUACCGGCUACAUUGCUGAAGAUAAGCAAAAUAAGCUACACAAAGAAAAUUUAAAAAACGGUGAGCAGAUUCUUUUAUUCAACUCAUUUCGUAAAAUAUGCAAAGGAGUCUUAGUAACAAAGCCCUAA
Molecule: messenger RNA, 642 nt
Organism: Schizosaccharomyces osmophilus
Lineage: Eukaryota; Fungi; Ascomycota; Schizosaccharomycetes; Schizosaccharomycetales; Schizosaccharomycetaceae
Gene: abz2
Product: 4-amino-4-deoxychorismate lyase Abz2
Exons: 3
Coding region: 1-642 (213 amino acids)
Biological process (GO): carboxylic acid metabolic process
Molecular function (GO): catalytic activity
Source: RefSeq, a predicted model, not a curated record